This is a messenger RNA of Phoenix dactylifera (date palm), 912 nucleotides long. Its product is annotated as cytochrome c oxidase subunit 6b-1-like. Gene Ontology annotation, cellular component: respiratory chain complex IV; mitochondrion. The record is from RefSeq and is a predicted model, not a curated record. NCBI's taxonomy places the organism in Eukaryota, Viridiplantae, Streptophyta, Magnoliopsida, Arecales, Arecaceae.
GCUUCUCGCGUCAUCUAAACUUCUAUUUGGAUGCCAAAAGCCCCCUUUCUCUCCCUCUUCGCUUGUGAAAAGGCGCCGCCUUCUUUGAGCCUCUGAGAGCGAGAAGUCGCCGGCCAUGGCGGAAGCCGCUCAGGAGAAAAACCCCAGCCUUGCCGAGCAAUGGUCACUCCAGGACAAAGAGGACAAGUCAGCUCAGAGUGAGGUCCCUGUUGAGAAAACAACAGGGGAUGAGAAGCCUGCUGAUGCCACUGCUGAGGAAGUUGUUUCGGAGAAGACUGGUGAGACUCCUGUUGUAGAUGAUGCUAAUCCUGUUGCAGAGGAAAACAGCAAAACUCCCGAGCAAGAAGAGACAGAAUCACAAGAAGCUGCUGAAGAGACACCAGCGAUAAAGCUUGAAACAGCCCCAGCAGAUUUCCGUUUUCCAACAACAAAUCAAACAAGGCAUUGCUUUACUCGCUAUAUUGAAUAUCACAAGUGCACAGCUGUAAAAGGGGAGGGAGCUCCUGAGUGUGAGAAAUUUGCAAAAUAUUAUCGCUCACUUUGCCCAAGUGAAUGGAUCGAGCGAUGGAAUGAGCAACGAGAAAAUGGGACUUUUCCUGGUCCCUUGUAGAUGACCAGUGCAAACAAAUCUCAGUAAAUUCACUUCUGAGAUUCUGGAAACUGGAACACCAAUAUCUGUACUGAGAGAAUUCGGAAGCUCUUUUUUCAGAAAAGAAUAAUGAAUAAAAAUUUUGGCUUGUUCUAAGUCCAAGGAGAGGUUUAACACAUAAAUGAAUGGAUUUGCUUCCAGAUGAACUGCUUUUUCACCCAAACAUUUGACUGAACUAUCGAGUUCGGUUAGCAUGAUGCAGUUUGUAACAGCUAGAAAUCGCCAACAUUUGAAUAAUUGCUUAUUGAUUGGUUUCUUUAUUA